Colletotrichum graminicola M1.001 is the source of this 1428-nucleotide messenger RNA. RefSeq names its product transmembrane amino acid transporter. Gene Ontology annotation, molecular function: amino acid transmembrane transporter activity. The transcript is spliced from 4 exons. Gene Ontology annotation, biological process: amino acid transmembrane transport. Gene Ontology annotation, cellular component: vacuolar membrane. Lineage: Eukaryota; Fungi; Ascomycota; Sordariomycetes; Glomerellales; Glomerellaceae. Bases 1 to 1428 code for a protein of 475 amino acids. The record is from RefSeq and is a predicted model, not a curated record.
AUGGCCAUUGCUACCACACCUCGUGACGAGAAGCACCCGUCUUCUGACAAGAUGGACGUGGGGCCUACCGCCGGGUCCGUCAAAGAGGGCAUCACAUCUCACGAAGGUGACUUGGAGUCCCGUGAAGUCUUCCAGACCGGCGCGGAUGUUCUUGAGUUCAGGACAGUCAGCUGGCAGCGCGCCACUAUUGUUUUCUGUAAGAUCAAUUUUGCCAUGAGCAUUCUUGCCAUCCCCGAGGCAAUUUCGACUGUCGGUGCUGUUGGCGGAGCUUUAAUUCUCAGCGGUUUCACAUGUCUGAACGUCUACACUGGUCUGCUCCUCGGCGAUUUCCGCAACAGACACCCCGAAUGCCACAUGUUGGCUGAUAUGAUGGGCUUCCUUUGGGGCAGGAUUGGUCGUGAAAUCGUCGGUGUUCAAAUCAUCGUCCUUCAGGUCCUUAUCACGGCAGGUGGCGUCGCUACGACAGCUGUAGGCCUCAACGCCCUUUCAAAUCAUUCGCAAUGCACAGUUGUAUUUGGCCUGGUCGGCGCAGUUUUGGUCACGGCGUGCUCCUCUAUCCGGACCUUCUCCAAGCUCGGCUGGAUAACUUGGCUCGGAAUGAUCACAUUUACCAUCGGAGUCCUUGUCUUCACCAUCGCCGUCACCCAGCAAGACCGGCCCGCAGCAGCUCCCCCAACUGGUGAUUUUGACCUUGGUUGGAACGUUGUUGCGUACCCCGGCUUUGUCGUGGGCAUGGUCAGCUCUGCAAAUUUGUUCAUUUGUACCUCUGGCUCGUCCAUGUUCCUUCCGGUCAUCUCCGAGAUGCGCCGGCCUCAGGACUACCGCAAGGCUUGCCUUUGGGCUGGUCUCAUUGUCGGAGCUCUAUAUCUUGUUAUAAGCCUCGUCAUCUAUCGCUACUGUGGAAGUUGGCUCUCUGUUCCCGCCUUUGGAAGCGCAGGGCCUCUCUUCAAGAAGAUCUCAUACGGAAUCUCGCUGCCGGGUCUGAUCGUCGGCCUCGGCAUCUACCAGCACGUCGCCGCCAAGUAUGCUUUUGUCCGUAUACUCAGAGACUCUGAGCAUCUUCAGAGAAACACUUUCGUGCACUGGGGCACGUGGCUCGGUAUCAACUUCGCCCUUGGCACCGCUGCCUUCAUUGUCGCCGAAACCGUUCCUAUUCUGAACUACUUGCUCGGUUUGGCUGGGGCUCUCUGCGCCGCACCUUUCAGUCUGAUCUUCCCAUGUCUUCUCUGGAUGUACGACUUCAAGGGCUACAGAUCUGGCAGUCUUGCGCAGAAGGCUCAGUACACUGCGCAUGCCUUUAUAGCCCUCAUUGGCUCAUUCAUGGUCGUUGGAACAGCCUACGCGGUUGGAGUUGCCAUCAAAACCGCUUUUGACACCGGCGCGAUUGCGAAAGUCUUCGAUUGCGCCGACAACUCUGGCUCUAAUUAG